CAAAAUAACAAUGAAACGAGUUUUUAAAGCCUACCUUUAAGCUUUAAUGAACCGAAUUAAAACUGUGCGCCAACAAAAAGCGUCCAAGAAAUAUUUACAAACAAAAUAUGUAAUAUCAAAAACUAAAACCAAAAACAACACUAACCGAUCUAAACAAAAGAGUAAACAAAAACCAAAGGAAAAAUCGCAAAAACUUAUUCUCCAAAGAUCCGACAAACGCGUCAUAGUGGUGAAGAGAAAUAAGCAAACGCCACGCAAAACAAAAUAAACAAACCGCAAAAAGAGAAACAUAACACAACUCUGCUCAAAAUGUUUGGCGAACGCAAUGUAUUUGCUGCCGGCAGCAACAGUGGCGCCGCGAACAAUAGCAACAAGCUACACUGUGGUGAACAGCGAAAUGCCGGUGAUGAUGACAAAACAGCAAUGCCGAGUGAUUACUAUCAGCAACAAGAACCGUACGACGAAAACUUUGACGAAGACAUGGAAGCAGAACGAGAUCUUGCUGAAGAUGCACAAUGGAAAAAAAUUCAACAAAAUACUUUCACACGCUGGGCUAAUGAACAUCUAAAAACAAUCGAUCGUUCCAUAAAUAAUUUGGAAACUGAUCUUUCCGAUGGUCUGCGCCUGAUUGCGUUAAUUGAAGUCUUAUCGCAAAAACGUAUGCCGAAGCAUAAUAAACGCCCAUCAUUCCGUAGUCAGAAAUUAGAAAAUGUAUCUGUCGCACUUAAAUUUCUAGAGGAUGAGGCCAUCAAAAUAGUCAAUAUUGACUCUUCAGAUAUUGUAGAUUGUAAAUUGAAGUUAAUACUUGGUUUAAUAUGGACACUUAUUUUGCAUUAUUCAAUCUCAAUGCCAAUGUGGGAUGGCGAAGAUGACAACCAAAUCAAUGGUUCAGGUCCCACGCCUAAACAAAGACUACUCAAUUGGAUACAUGCCAGAAUACCAGAUAUGCCAAUUAAUAAUUUCACAAAUGAUUGGACCUCAGGUAAAGCAGUUGGUGCCUUAGUCGAUGCCUGCGCACCAGGGUUAUGUCCCGAUUGGGAAAUGUGGGAUCCAAAAGAUGCUGUUCAAAACGCUUCCGAAGCAAUGGGUCUUGCAGAUGAUUGGUUGAAUGUACGUCAGCUAAUCAAACCCGAAGAAUUGGUCAAUCCAAAUGUUGAUGAACAAUCUAUGAUGACUUAUUUAUCACAAUAUCCAAACUCUAAACUCAAACAAGGUGCACCAUUACGUCCUAAAACGAAUCCAAACAGAGUACGUGCUUAUGGUCCUGGUAUUGAACCUAUUGGUCCAGUUGUGGGUGCUCCAGCUAACUUUAUCGUAGAGACAUUUUCCGCUGGCAAAGGUGUCGUUGAUGUUGAUAUUAUUCAUCCCGAUGGUGAAAUCGAAAAGGCUGAGGUACGCUUUAAUAAUGAUAAGAAUCUCACUUAUAGCGUUUCAUAUAUACCCAAAAUGGAAGGCGAUUAUAAAGUUAUUGUGAAAUAUUCUGGUCGAGAUAUACCAAAAAGUCCGUUCACAAUUAAAGUUGAAGGUCAUGCCGGUGAUGCUUCAAAAGUAAAAGUUACUGGACCAGGCAUACAGCCAGCUGGUGUUACUAUUACAAAACCAACAUUCUUUGAUAUACUUACCAAAGGUGCUGGCCGCGGUGUGCCAGAAGUAAUUAUAAUUGAUCCUGCCAAUCACAAAACAUCGGUGGCUGCCAAGGUUCGCCAACUGGAGGAAAAUGUUUGGCGUUGUGAAUAUGUUACCGCUUUACAAGGUUUACAUUCGGUUAAUGUAUUUUAUGCUGGUACACCAAUACCAAACAGUCCUUUCCCCGUUAAAGUUGUUCCUUUAUCUGAUGCACGUAAAGUACGCGCUUCUGGACGUGGUUUACAAGCAACCGGUGUGCGUGUUGGUGAUGAUGCUGACUUUAAAGUAUACACUGAAGGUGCCGGUGAGGGUAUACCUGAAGUACGUGUUAUUGGUCCAGGUGGUAUGAACCAAAAUGUUGCACUUACGAAAGUUGAUGGUACUACAUACGAGUGUCAUUAUUAUCCCACUAAGGAAGGUCGUUAUGUUGCUAUGGUGACAUUCGCUGGUCAAGAGGUACCAAAAUCACCCUUUGAAGUUAAAGUUGGGCCCAAAAAAGAAUCAUCAAUUGUUGCGUAUGGUCCCGGUUUAACUGGUGGUGUUAUUGGUUAUCCAGCUGCGUUUGUAGUAGAAACAAAUGGUGAAACUGGUGCACUUGGUUUCACUGUUGCUGGUCCAUCACAAGCUGAAAUUGAAUGUCACGAUAAUGGUGAUGGCUCCGCAUUGGUUAAAUACCAUCCUACUGCUAUCGGUGAAUACGCUGUGCAUAUACUUUGCGACAAUGAAGAUAUACCAAAAUCUCCAUUUAUUGCACAAAUUCUACCGCGCACCGAUUUCCAUCCCGAAUUGGUUAAAAGUUAUGGUCCAGGUUUGGAAAAGAAUGGUCUUACAAUUGGACAGCCUACUAGUUUUACUGUAGAUACUAGCAAAGCUGGUUCGGCACCAUUAGAUGUUUUUGUUCAAGAUGUUUAUGCUAAUAAGAUACCAGUUGAAGUUUUUAAUAAUCCAGAUGGUACUAAAAAAUGCACAUAUACACCUACAACUGGAGUACCACAUACUGUAGAAAUAAAUUAUGGUUGCGUGGCUACACCAAAUUCUCCGCACCGUAUUUAUGUUGGCGUUCCCGUUGAUGCUAAUAAAGUGCAAGCUUUCGGACCUUGGUUGCAACCUGGUGUUCGACCCAAUAUUGCCACCCAUUUCAAUGUAGAUGCACGUGAUGCAGGUGAAGCCGAACUGAAAGUUAAAAUUUUACACGAAGACACCAAAGUUGAGAUACCAUGCCGCAUAAUUGAUAAUGAGGACAGUACAUACUCUGUUGAAGUGAUCCCACCAACUAAAGGUGCCUACACCACGACAAUGACUUAUGGAGGACAACGUGUGCCACUAGGACAAAAAGUUGUCGUUGAACAGACUGUCGAUGUAUCCAAGAUUAAAGUUGACGGUUUAGAACCAACUGCACCAUUGAAUAGUCUUCAGCAGUUUCGUAUUAUCACAAAUGGCUUGCCAAAGGCGGAUCUUGCAGUUACAAUUACAAGUCCUUCGGGUAGUCGCGUCAGAGCUCAUGUAAUACCAACUGCAGAAGGAUUUCUGGUCAAUUUUACUCCAACACAAAUUGGCGAAUAUUUACUGAAGAUAUGUUUUGGUGGUACGCCUAUAACACCACGUCCAUUUCGAUUGCAAUGUCUUACUGGCAGUGAUUCAAAUAAAGUUCGCGCUUUUGGCCCUGGCUUGGAACGUGGCAUUGUUGGACAGCCAGCAGAAUUUAUGAUUGAUACACGUGGUGCCGGUCAGGGCGGCUUAGGAGUGACAGUCGAAGGACCUUGUGAGGCUGCUAUAAAUUGUCGAGAUAAUGGAGACGGUACUUGCAAUGUAGCAUAUUUACCAACAGAAGUUGGUGAUUAUACAGUUAAUAUCACAUUCAACGAACGUCAUAUAAGUGGUUCUCCAUUUCAACCGAUCAUAGUACCGUUACCAAAUCUGAAUAAUACUCGUGUUAGUGGUAUCGGUAUUCAACCACAUGGUGUUAUAAUGAACGCCCCAACUGAUUUUAUGGUUGACAUGAGUAAGGUUGGCAGCAAUAUUGAUUCAAACAAACUUUCAUGUGCAAUUUUCGAUCCAAAGGGUAACGUAUUGCCUAGCAAAAUUGUGCCAAUGCCCAAUGAAGAUAUCUUCCGUAUAAUGUAUACACCAUUUGAAGCUGGACGUUAUACCAUCGAAUUGAUGUAUGAUAAUAUACCUGUACCAGGUUCUCCAUUUGUUGUACAUGUAAAGAGUGGUUGCGAUCCUUCUCGUUGUAAAGCCUAUGGACCAGGCCUGGAAAAAGGUCUUACCAAUCAAAAUAAUAAAUUCACUGUAGAGACGAAAGGUGCCGGUAAUGGCGGCUUAUCAUUGGCUAUUGAAGGUCCUUCGGAAGCUAAAAUGACUUGUACAGAUAAUCGUGAUGGCAGUUGUGAUGUAGAUUAUUUAGCUACAGAUCCUGGCGAAUAUGAUAUAACAAUACGUUUUGCUGACAAGCAUAUACCUGGAUCCCCAUUUAGAGUUAUUGUUGAAGAAACUGUAGAUCCCUCUAAGGUGAAAGUAUAUGGACCCGGUAUUGAGCAUGGAGAGGUUCGUGAAGCUGUACCAACAUAUUUUAAUGUAGAUGUUGGCGAAGCUGGACCCGGUCGCAUAGCAGUUAAACUAACAAACUCCGAAGGUAUACCUGUGGAUAAUUUGAGAGUAGAAGAUAAAGGCAAUGGCAUCUAUGCUGUUCAUUAUGUACCUCCAAAACAGGGCUCCGUUUUGACUUGUCAAGUUAAAUUUGCUGAAGUUGAAGUGCCAUUCAGUCCAUUUGUUAUGACCGUAUUCCCUAAGUCUGAACCUAAAAAAGUAACAAUUAAAGGUGUAAAUGAAAAGAAAAAAACACCGGCAUCAUUGCCCGCAGAAUUCGAAAUCGAUACAAAGAAAGCUGGACAAGCUGAUAUUAAUGUUGCCAUUAAAAAUCCGAAAGGAAAAGCUCUAGUACCACGCUUAGAAGAAGUUGGUAGCGGUACUUAUGUAGUUUCUUUUGUGCCUGACGAAUGUGGCACUUAUCAUGUUAGCAUUAAAUAUGGCGAUAAGGAAAUAGAAGGUUCACCUUUCAAACUCGAAGCAUUCCCUACGGGCGAGGCUAAGAAAUGUAAAUUAGUCGAAGAGGCACCAAAAAUUCAACCUUCUGGUAGCAAGAGUCAUUUAUCAGUUGAUGCUAGAGAAGCAGGCAAUGGUGCGGUUACCUGUAAAAUAACUUCAAAGUCUGGCAGGGAAAUUGUUGAUAUCGAUGUUAUUGAAAAAGACGGUUUCUUUGAUAUUUAUUAUGCACUAAACGAUCCUGGCGAUUAUGAUAUAAAUGUUAAAUUCGGUGGCAAGGACAUACCGAACGGUAGCUUCUCAAUUAAGGCUGUUGAAAGCGUCGACGAACACACACACAGUGAAUAUAUAGAGGAACAUACAAAGAUUGUGAAAUCUACCACUCAGACUACUGAACAUCUUGUAAACGGUAAAUCCGAAUCAAUAACCUAUAGACCCGUUGCACUCGAAAAAUUACCCUUACCUACCACCGGAGGAAUCAUUGUUGUUGGGAGACCCAAGAUGUGUGGACCCUCAAGUUUUCAAGGAAAACAUACAACAAAACCAAAGCUAGUGGGUUUAUGA
Messenger RNA from Teleopsis dalmanni, 5235 nucleotides. RefSeq names its product filamin-A-like. Gene Ontology annotation, biological process: actin cytoskeleton organization. The record is from RefSeq and is a predicted model, not a curated record. Gene Ontology annotation, molecular function: actin filament binding. NCBI's taxonomy places the organism in Eukaryota, Metazoa, Arthropoda, Insecta, Diptera, Diopsidae. The transcript is spliced from 14 exons. The coding region runs from base 310 to 5235 and encodes 1641 amino acids.